Messenger RNA from Penicillium chermesinum, 606 nucleotides. RefSeq lists its product as uncharacterized. Lineage: Eukaryota; Fungi; Ascomycota; Eurotiomycetes; Eurotiales; Aspergillaceae. The record is from RefSeq and is a predicted model, not a curated record. Bases 1 to 606 code for a protein of 201 amino acids. The transcript is spliced from 2 exons.
AUGAGCACCUUGAACAACGUUGAUUCUGUUGCCAACGCCAAGCAGGGCUCCUUCAAGCCCUCCAUUGCCCCCGACGCUCCUCAGACCACUAAGGGUCACAAGCCCGGUGUGAAGGUCAACGAAGCCGACCAGCGCCCCGAAUUCCAUAUGGAGACACACCCUCCGGGGACCGCCCCCGCCAGCAACUCCUACACACCCAAUGCCGACGAAACUGGUAGUCAAGCCAACAACCCCAACGUCCUCGGUAGCCAAGACAAAGAGGCUACCUACACUUCUGCUGGAGACACUUUGAUGGGCGCGACUUCCCAAGAUGUGCACACCGGCCUCGGCAAGCCUCUGCAGGGCCAAACAAAUGUCGAGUUAGCCCACGAUGGAGCCCACGGCCGAAAGAAGCAGACAUCGGGUCUCGAGGGCGUGGGUGCUUCUUCGGGCGGUCGAGGCAUCGAACGCCAGUUCCCCGACCAGCGUGCCUUGGAGAAGGAAGAAGGAGCUGCUGCCGGUACUCGCGGCAACAAGGCCGACCGUGCUGCCGAGAAUAUGAACCCAGAGCCCGCCGAGACCAUGGAUCGGGAGUGGAAGUACGAGCCUACCACCAAGCGUAACUAA